Messenger RNA from Prionailurus viverrinus (fishing cat), 2138 nucleotides. RefSeq names its product GDNF family receptor alpha 3 (gene GFRA3). The record is from RefSeq and is a predicted model, not a curated record. Bases 373 to 1560 code for a protein of 395 amino acids. The transcript is spliced from 8 exons. Gene Ontology annotation, molecular function: signaling receptor activity. Gene Ontology annotation, cellular component: external side of plasma membrane; signaling receptor complex. Lineage: Eukaryota; Metazoa; Chordata; Mammalia; Carnivora; Felidae. Gene Ontology annotation, biological process: nervous system development.
GCCACAAUUGUCUUGGGCAUAAUUUCUCCUCUAAGCGAAGUGGGCAACGGACGGCAGGUGGGCCGGCUCGGGUAGAGAACCCUCUCUCUGGCACGCACAAGCCGGGCGCAUGCCCUUUUCGCCCCCGCUCCCGCCGUCUUCCCGAUAGAGUAGAAGCGACGCGGUUCAUCCGCGCGCUUCGGAGUUGGAGGGCGGCGCCCAGGACUCUGGUGGGAGAGUGUCGGCACCUCGCGCGAGGAAGGGCGGGAGGCGGCAGUGGCUGGCAGUCGAGGAGCCCAGCUCGCAGAACCUCAGCUCGAGGAGAUAGGGGAGCACGGCGCUGGGUUCAGGCAUAGCGUCUCCGGAGCCGACGGCCGGCGUGCGGACAGAGCCAUGGUUCGUCCUCCUAACCCGCGACCACUGGCGCCCUUAUUCCUGCUGCUGCUGCUACCGCUGCCGCUUGGAGCCGCAGACCCUCUCCCUAUAGAGGGCCGGCUCGUGAACAGCUGUAUUCAGGCCAGGAGGAAGUGCCAGGCCGGUCCUGUUUGCAGUGCUGCCUACCACCACCUGAAUUCCUGCACCUCUAGUAUAAGCACCCCGUCACCCACACAGGAACUUUUGGUCCCUGAGGACUGCAGGGAGGCAGCAAAGCACCUCAGGAAUAGCUCUCUGAUGAGCUGCACAUGCCAUCGGCGCAUGAAGAACCAAGUUGCCUGCCUGGACAUUUACUGGACCAUUCACCUUGCCCGCAGCCUUGGUGACUAUGAACUUGAUGUCUCCCCCUAUGAAGACACCGUGACCAGAAAACCCUGGAAAAUGAAUCUCAGCAAACUGAACAUGCUCAAACCAGACUCAGACCUCUGCCUCAAGUUUGCCAUGCUAUGUACUCUUAAUGAUAAGUGUGAUCGGCUGCGCAAGGCCUAUGGGGAAGCGUGCUCGGGAUCCCGCUGCCAGCGCCACACCUGCCUCCAUCAGCUCCGCGCCUUCUUCGAGAAGGCUUCGGAGCCCCACGCUCAGGGCCUCCUGUUGUGCCCCUGCGCACCGGCCGACCAGGGCUGCGGGCAACGCCGGCGCAACACCAUCGCUCCCAGCUGCGCUCUGCCGUCUGGGGCCCCCAACUGCCUGGAGCUGCAGAGCCUCUGCGUCGCUGACCCGCUGUGCAGAUCUCGCCUGGUGGAUUUCCAGACCCACUGCCAUCCUUUGGACAUCCUAGGGACCUGUGCAACAGAGCAGUCCAGAUGUCUGCGAGCAUACAUGGGGCUGAUUGGGACUGCCAUGACUCCCAACUUUGUCAGCAAUGUCAACAUCAGUGUUGCCUUAAGCUGCACCUGUCGAGGCAGUGGCAACCGGCAGGAAGAGUGUGAACAGCUGGAAGAGUCCUUCUCCCACAACUCCUGCCUCAUGGAGGCCAUUGCAGCUAAGAUGCGUUUUCACAGCCAACUCUUCUCCCAGGACUGGGCAGACUCUACCUUUUCCGUGAUGGAACGCCAGAACAAAAAUCCUGCUCUGAUGCCACAGCCCUGGGUGCCCUCUCUUUUCUCCUGUACACUUACUUUGAUUCUUCUCCUGAGCCUCUGGUAGCUGGACUUCCCCUGGGCCCCUCUCCCCUCUACCACACCAGCCUGACCUUCAGCCUGCAAGGGGUAAGGAAAGAGCGGCAUCAGGAAGGAGGUGCAGUAAACAACAUGGCGACCCUCAGUCCAUACUGCAUAUCCAACUGACUCCACAUGGGGCCAUCGUUGAAACUGACUCAUUCCCUCCUCAGCCCUUCCUUAGGACUUGGUGACCAUGAUUUAGCCAUAUCUUCUGGUGGAGACCAUCUCUACCAGUCUCUCUUAUAAUCCUUUCCUCUUGCCCACCAGAAUCACCCAGGCUCUAACAAAUCAGUCAUUAUCUAUUGCAUUCUCCAGGUAGGCAGGGCUGGAUGUUCUGAGGCAGCAUAGAAAGACAGUCCCCAUUGUAAGGAAGGCUGGUGCAAGACUCCUACCCCCUUGUCUCCUCCUCUGAAUGGGAUAUAGGAACCUAGUGCUUACCCUACCUGGGGAUCCAUCAGAGCAUUUGAGCCUCAGGAGAUGGAACAUUUGGGUUUUGCUUUCUUCCUGCUACUGUCCUGAAGUAUCCCCAGCCCCUUGGAUCAUAAUUAAACAUUUGGCUUAAAA